This is a messenger RNA of Scatophagus argus, 6914 nucleotides long. It is a transcript of the gene garnl3, whose product is annotated as GTPase activating Rap/RanGAP domain like 3. Bases 415 to 3573 code for a protein of 1052 amino acids. Gene Ontology annotation, biological process: activation of GTPase activity; regulation of small GTPase mediated signal transduction. Lineage: Eukaryota; Metazoa; Chordata; Actinopteri; Scatophagidae. Gene Ontology annotation, cellular component: cytoplasm. The transcript is spliced from 31 exons. The record is from RefSeq and is a predicted model, not a curated record. Gene Ontology annotation, molecular function: GTPase activator activity.
AAGUCAUUACGCGGCAGCCACUCAGUGCCGGGCUGAAGCUGAAGGAGGGCUGUGGGCUCCACAGUUCAGGAUCACAGGAUCUCAGGAGCCGCGGAGACUCGUCGGCGCACUCAGGUUGACAGCUGCAGAAGCCGCCGCCACAGUCUGCUCCACUGAGACCCGCAUGGAGAAACCACCACCCGCCGCGCCAUGCACCUCUGAUCCGUCUUCUGUGUAGCCUGAGGGGGGAUAAAAAGUCUGCAAGAUCACUUUGCCCGCUCCGCUGAGGUGGACCGAGCGUCAAAGGAUUUUUCUUCCUCCUCUUCUCCUUUUCCUUCCGCCUCUCAGAGUCCACUCCUCGCUUUUGGGACUUUUUUUUCUCCUUGGAAAGAAAGCGCUGCUGUUUCUCCGAGUCUACCUGCUCGCCCAGCACCCAUGAAUUCAGAUAAAAAUGUGUACCUCGGCAGAGACAAAGGCAUCAUGCGGAAGAGAGCUCUGCUCCUUCGGAAAGGUUGCAGCUUCGAGAUUACCAGCUCUGCCUCGGAGGACUUGGGCUGCAGGCGUGGAGACUUCAGCAGGAAACACUAUGGUUCGGUCGAGCUGCUAAUUUCCAGUGAUGCAGAUGGGGCCAUUCAGAGGGCAGGACGCUUCAGGGUGGAGAAUGGCUCGUCAGAUGAGACUUCAGACUACACUCCAGGAACCUGGAGGAGAACCGAUGUCCAUCUGGAGAAUCCAGAGUACCACACCAGAUGGUUCUUUAAAUACUUCCUGGGAAAAGUCCACCAGAACUACGUGGGUACAGAUGCAGAGAAGAACCCCUUCUACCUGUCAGUCGUCCUCUCAGACCAGAACAACCAGCGGGUUCCUCAGUACAGAGCCAUCCUCUGGAGAAAGACGGGCACUCUGAAGAUCAGCCUCCCCUACAGCCCGACCAAAACACUAUCAGUCAAGUCCAUCCUAAGUGCAAUGAACAUGGACAGGUUUGAGAAAGGCCCGAGGGAGAUCCUCAACCCGGACAUUCAGAAGGAUCUGCUGGUGUUGGAGGAGCAGGAGGGUUCUGUCAACUUUAAAUUUGGUGUCCUGUAUGCCAAAGACGGACAGCUCACAGAUGACGAGAUGUUUAGCAAUGAGACGGGGAGUGAGAACUUCGAUAAGUUUCUCAAUCUGCUGGGCGAUUCCAUUACGCUGCAGGGCUGGGCAGGUUACCGCGGAGGGCUGGACACCAAGAAUGACACUACAGGAAUUAGGUCUAUCUACACAGUGUAUCAGGGCCAUGAGCUCAUGUUCCAUGUGUCCACCCUGUUGCCCUACUCUAAAGAGAACAAACAGCAGGUGGAGAGAAAGAGACACAUUGGAAAUGACAUCGUUACCAUAGUGUUCCAGGAAGGGGAUGAUGCAUCGUCGUCCUUCAAACCUUCUAUGAUCCGAUCGCACUUCACCCAUAUUUUUGCAUUAGUCAGGUAUAAUAGCCAGAAUGACAGUUACAGGUUGAAGAUAUUCUCAGAGGAAAGCGUUCCACUGUUCGGACCCCCUCUGCCAUCUCCACCUGUGUUUACUGAUCACCAAGAAUUCAGGGACUUUUUAUUAGUCAAAUUAAUCAAUGGAGAGAAAGCCACACUGGAGACGCCAACGUUUGCCCAGAAGCGUCAGCGGACCCUCGACAUGUUGAUCCGCUCGCUCUACCAAGACCUCAUGCCUGACCUGCACAAGGUUCCUUUUUCUCCCCAGAACAUGUUAAACCGGCGGUCCUUCAGCGACGUCCUGCCUGAGUCUCCAAAGUCGGCACGUAAGAAGGAGGAGGCACGGCAGGCCGAAUUCGUCAGAAUAGGGCAGGCUCUGAAGCUGAAGACCAUUGUGAGAGGAGAUGCCCCAACCAGCCUUGUCACCACAGGCCUGUGCAGAAAAGAGCCGUGGGAGUCUCAGUUGUUCUGCAGCACUUUCCCCUAUGAGAUCGUGUGUGCUGACUCCUGGGGUCAGUCUCUGCUGGCUGCCACCGACGCAGCGGGGGUCAUGCUGCUGGAUGGCCUGGAUCCAGCUCUGCCCAACGCUGAGACGCAGGCUCUGCCCCCAGUGCCAGUGUUUGACAAAACCAUGGCGGUGAAGCAGAUGCACGUUCUCGAGCCUCAGGACCUGCUCAUCACGAGGGCUGACAAAGGGAAGGACGCUCGGCUGUAUGUGUUCAGACUCAGCACGCUCAAAAGAGGCCUGGAGGACAAGCAGCUCGUCAGAAGCAAGUGUGACAGCCGGGAGAAUAAACUGGAGAAAACUAAAGGCUGUCAUUUGUACUCUAUCAACACCCACCACAGCUCAGAGCUAAGGAUAGUAGCAGCCAUCAGGAACAAACUCCUCCUCAUCACCAGGAAACAUCCGCGUUUCGAAGGCUUCAGCGCCGUCGCCUCGGGGGGUGACUCGCCGGUGGAGGAGUUUCAGUACAUACGGGAGAUCUGUCUGUGUGACCCGCCGGUGGUGAUGGCGCUGGUGGACGGGCCGACGGGGGAAAAUGACAAUAUGAUCUGCGUGGCCUACAAACAUCAGUUUGACCUAAUCAAUGAGAGCACUGGAGAUGCCUACCGGCUACACCAUGUAGACGCCAACAGGGUAAAUUUUGUAGCAGCCAUUGAUGUGUAUGAAGACGGGGAGGCGGGUCUGCUGUUGUGUUACAACUAUAUUUGUUACUAUAAGAAAGUUUGUCCUUUUAACGGCUCCACACCGAUGAUCCAGUCCAACACCUCCGACUUCCACUUCAGCUGGAACCAGAUGCCCAACGCUAUCGUCUGUGCAUUUCCUUACAUCCUGGCCUUCACGACGGACUCCAUUGAGAUCCGACUGGUGGUCAAUGGCAACCUUGUGUACACAGCGGUUGUCCCAGAGCUACAGUUGGUCGCUUCACGGUCAGACAUCUAUUUCGUUUCGUCGGCACCAGUGAGCUCAGCCUCAAACUGCAGUUCAAGAGACACCAGUUCCCAGAGUUCCCCGCAGACGCCCACCGGCUACGAGAUGCCCGUGUUUCCCUCGCCGCUCGGUGAUGAUUCUAUACGGAUCCCCUAUGGUACCAAGCUUUCCCUGUACAUGUCUAAGGAUGCCGAAGGUGAAUCGGCGUGUAAGCACAUGUUCAAGAUCCCCCUGAGUAACUUGGUCGGCCGUAGCAUUGAAAGACCACUCAAGUCCCCUCUGGUCAACAAGGUACUGACGACGCCAGCCCCCGCCAUGGUACCCCCAACUCCCCUCAUCUCCGCCACACACUCGCUUUCCCUGUCCCGCAUGGAGAUCAAAGAGAUAGCCAGCCGCACACGGAAGGAGCUGCUAGGUUUGACCGAGGAACCAAGCGGGAAGUCAGACAGUGGAACAGUCAAACAGAGGAGGAUGAGCAAGAAGAACACUGAGGAGGAGCCCAAAGCACGCGCACUGACGUCAACAAACAGCGACAGGUUGGCCUCAGAGUCUGUUGAGACAGACCUGGAUGUCCAGCUGCAUUAUUCGUCCGGUACGGAGGCCGAGCCCGAGAAGGCGGUGCUAAGAGCGGAAAGCCCGCCUCUCGCCAGCGCUUUUGCCAUCUCCACUUCCUUUGAAGAAGAUGUCCUUGACCUGAAGUGAAGACAAUCCCAUCAUGCACUUCUCUGCCCACCCACUCCUGUACUGUCACCAUUAUUAUGUUGUUUUGGUUGGUUUCCUUUUAAUAUGUUCAGUUCUUUAUUCUUGUCUCUUUUUUUAUAUAUAUAUAUAUAUAUAUCCAUGUAUCUUGGGUCUCCUCAUUCAUUGGACAAGAUGGGUGCAGUGGAAGUUAGAAGCCGUGUCCGUGUGCGUGUUUGUUUUCACGCGCAGUCCCUUAACCACUGUACGUUGGGUGUUUGUGUUGCCCCGCGGCAGAUAACCCAAAGAGGCGAUGACUUUGUCGAGUUCGUGUAAGAUGCUGUGGUUUAGUCAGAGUUCUGCAACAGCCUCGAGAUAACGGUUUGAUCCCAAACCACAAGCUGAAUGUAGAUCUGCGCACAGAGGCACGACAAAAAUCUCGCUCAUGAGGCGGAUCUGAAGAUGCUAGAGCUUAACAUGUGUUGUAUAUUAUGUGAUUAUUUCCAGUCCACUUUCAAAUGUUGUAUGAUAUGCAUAUGUAUGUGUACAUCUGUUUAUACAUGAAAAUGCGUACACAGUGGCAGGUGUGCAUGCCUGUCAUGCCUGUGUUGCUAUUUAUAGAUAUAUUAUAAAAAUCAAUUUUAUCCCCAUAUUUAGUAAAUGUAUAAUGUUUUAUGCUCUCUGCACAUAUAAGUCCUUAAUCCUCUCCUUAUUCACAGUACACAGGUAGACAGGGCUGGAGGCAAAGUCUCCCACAAGUGCCAUUUCCCAGCAUCCUCCACUGAACUACACCUCCAACAGCCACCGUAUUCUGGUGUCUGGCAGUAGCAGCCAUGAUUGUAGUCCACAUUAGAUUACUACAGAGAACCACAGCUCCAUUCGGUCAGGUUAAAUUCACAGAGGCACUCGCUACAAAGCCACACGCACUCGGCAUUUUAUCCCACGAGAAUGAGCCGACCCUAAAUCUGCAUGACCUGCCUUUGCUACGAGUAUCUUCUGAGCAAACAAAAAGCUUCUUUGGAAACGGCGAGGUCUGCGAUGUCAUGUCAAACAUAGCAGCGUAAAGCAAACCACAACCCGAGACAACAGAAAGAGCGUGGAUGUUAAAAGCUUUUUCAUGUAGACAAAACCACAACUUUUACAUGAGAAGUUAAGUUAAAAUACAGUAUGUUGCCAUAAACUAAAAUGACAAAAGCAGAGGUUGAGCAAAUUAACAGAAGUGAGCUUAAAAUUUCUGGAUGCUAGCGACACUAAUGGAAAACUAUAUGUUGAGAAAUAUUUUUUAAUUUUUUGUUGUUUUCUGUAUAUGGAGAGUGAAAGAAGGUAUUAAAAUUUAAAGUGGUCAAAAUUAUUGAAACAUUAAUAUAGAAAUUGUUGCCUCUACCCAACUAAAAUGAACACCUAGAGUAAACUAAAAAUUACAAAAAAAUAAAUACUGAAAGUAAAAUAAAAGCUAUUUAAAACAAAAACGCAUAAAAAAUGGGAAGCGAUAUAAAAUAAAUAACCCUGUUAGGGAUUCAGCUGCUUGCUGGGAGUAUCUAAUUUCAUUUAAUUUAAAACUAGACAUUUCCUUUUAUUUUAAAUCUCAGCCACAGAGGUUUUUAUUCCUGGUCUUUAAAGCCCAAAUGUUGUUUUCAUUCCAGAUGUCCCCUAAAUGACUGAUUUGCAGCUGCUAAACCUCCCGCAGGCGUGCAGCGAUGCAUUAUGGGCCGGUUCAGCGGACACCAGUGACCAAUUUUCUCUUAUUUUGAAACAGGAUUGGGUUUAAAGUCGUAUUCCACUGAUGUUGUACUUGACUUCCAUAAAACUGGAGGGCGCAGAGAAGAUUGAUCGAAAAUGAGGCAGAGAUAUUCUGACUCCUAGUCGUUCUCUAACAUGAUGGAUCCUACGUUUCCCAUAGUGCAACUCGAUAGCAUCUUCCAUUAGAAAUGUCUCCCAGCGUUGGUGUCUUUCACACUUUCCAAAACAUUUUGUUCAGAUGAAUGUAAAGAAUGUUCAGACACACGGUGAUGUUCACCUGUUAAACCCCAUUUCAGCGUUCCACAUUUUCACUGUUGGCCAAUAAGCAAAAUGCAGAAAAUCUGUCUUCUUUCAAACAGUCUAACAAAACAGACAUGCACGUUUUGUGACGUGAGCCUCAACCUGAUAGUCCGUUGACUUCAGUGUUAACCGAGACCAGAACUUUCAGGAGCAGGGACCUUUUCAGCUGUAUCUCCCACAUUGUUGACACUAAGAACGCAUAUUUAACAGCAUACUGACUUAAGUUUCUGUGAAAUGGCUGCCACGUGCUGCGUCUCACAGAGGACAGCUCGGGUUUUGGUAAAAGCAUUAACACACAGACACAUGAUCAUAGACAUACACAGACAGCCAGCAGUCCCAUUGCAAUUUCCUCAGAAAUUCCAGUAUGACGUUGUGUGUUUUCUUUCUUCUGAACACUGAGCAUGUUAAUUAUGUCCUCUGAGUCAGUGUGAACCCUGAACCCAACAUCAAACAGAGAAAAUGUUCUGAGUGACAAACACAAGACAGGAAAACCAAAGCAGAAAGCUUGAAGGAUCCACUGGAGGGGCAACAAACUAGAAGCUGUGGUUCUGACUGUGCUAAUGGAGGUAUGAGAGCGCCUCUGUGUGGUGGUUUCACAGCAAAGCAGCCUUCAGAUCUUGCAUGAGCCUCCUCCUCCUCCUCCUCCUCCUCCUCCUCCUCCUCCUCCUCCCCCUCCCCCCUUUCCACCUCCUCGUCCUCCCUCACGUCCCUCCUGUGUUCUCCUGCCUGCUGCAGUGUGAAUCCCUCCAAUACUAUAACACAACUCAGAAAAAUUAUAAAGAGAAGAAGAGCAGGAUUUGGAGGUGGGGGGUUAACCCACUUCAGCGUUAAUUACUCUGAAUGAGUGUGCGCCUGGGCGGCGCCUGGCAGUUCGGUGUGUAACACUGCUUCUCUCACUUGCGAUGUUCCUAUUUCUCUGGCAUUUCUGUCCAGUACUCUUUGUUCCUACCUCCCCUUGGCAUUUUCACUGUUUUUAUUUUUGUGUUUUUUUGUUUGUUUGUUUUUGUUUUUUGUUUUUGUUGUUUUGUUUUUGUAUUUGAAUCUAUAUUUACUGUUUAGACUGUUGCUGAACCUCUCUGUGAUAUCAAAACGAAAGAAAAUUAACAAAAAAAACACCAAGUGUCUUAAAAUAUUGUAUCGCCAUCGUUUUUAAUGCCAAGUACUACUUGUAAAUGUUUGUGUAUCAAAUGUGGCCUCAAAUGAAACUGAACUAUAUUGUUAUUAUUAUUAUUAUUAUUUGAGCAAUUAUUUUAAACAAGUGCUGUAGACCACUGCUGUGAAAGUAGUCGAUUCUGUUCAUUGAUAUGUAAUAAAUAUUUAUGAAA